GGGGGGCCGAGAUCAGGCGAUCCCGGUAGGCGAGUGCCUGCCACGAGCCCUAGAAUUCGGCACCGCCCAGGGAAGGACUUAGGGCGGCUGCCGAGAGUGGGGAUGGACAUCUGGGUCCACCUGGGAGGCAGUGACCCCAGUGGGCUUCUGGAAAAGAAGUGGAAGCAAACCGACCGGAAGCGGCCAAGCCCCUGAUUGGGGGGAGGGGAAGAAGCUAGCUUAGUCUGCCCCUGAAGCCUAGAUCGCUUCGGCCCCGCCCCGUACCCAGCGCGCCAGGAAGCUGGCAAACCACUGGGCGUCCCAGCAAAAGUUUAGAGAAAAAACUACCCCGGCCUUCGUUCCCUCAACGUGUCCCUGUCUGUCCCUCUCUUCCCUUACACAUGAAGGUAACCAGUUCCUCCCUGCCAGGAGCUUCCAUGGGCCCCGGCUAGUCCAGUCAGCCUCUAGCCCUGCAGCAGCAGGAGGCGAACGGUGCGCGACCGGUGAGGACCCGCACUCUGGGUGGGGCUCCCGUGCAGCCGAAAGCGGAGGGAUAUUUCCCCUGCUGGGCUAAAGGUUGCAGAGAGCAAAGUGAGAUGGGGGAGUGGCACGUGUAGGACCCUAGAGGGGCGAUGGUGAAAACUCGCUAAAACUUCUUCCCUCUGCUUUCUCCCGGCCAUAAGAGAAAAUAAAAGGCUGCACUAGCGGGAGGAGGUGAACCCCCCCCAUCCUGCUGCUAUCCCGGGGUGAGACACGUCUCCUUCCCCUCUCCGUAAAAAAAUUCCGGGCAUGCGUAUCCCCGCGCAGGCGCAGCUGCGGACCCUGAUUUCCACUUCCACAAUCCCCACCCCUCUACUGCACGGUGGGGAGGAGACUUUUCCUUCCAUCCCAGCUUGCCUCGCCCAUCCUUCCCCAAGUUCCGGCUCCUCCUGGUCUUUUCGAGCGCAUGCGGCUGAGUAAGCCAUCCCAGAGCUCCGAACUGGGGGCUGGGGGCGAAAAAGAGUGUUAAAAAUUUAACCCGGAUUAUGCCAGACUUUCCUACGGUUUGCAUUAUUUGGGGUUUACAUAGUCUCGCUUUUCUCUGUUUUUAUUCCCUACCGGAGUUUGAUUCCCUAAAAUGAGACACACAUCCCAACCUUACAUUCCCCUCCCCAGCCGCCCGCGCAGAGGUCAUUUUAUUGCACUCGGCAAAUUUGACAACGGAGAAGGGAGGGGAGGGGGAUUUUGAAAAUUUGUUUUUUGCAAAGUUUUUGGUCUCAGGGUAGGGGGAGGGGAAAAGAAGAGGCUGCCCCGCCUCCACUGUCGUUUGCAAAAAAAAAAAAAAGGAGGGGGGAGGGGGGAAGGAGGAGCAGCAGGACGAGCAGGAAGCAGAGCUGAAGGCAGCAGAGAGAACGGAGCUGCGAGCCCGGACAGCAGCGCGUGUCCCUAGCUCCGCCACCCCCUUCCCGCAGUAGCAGCAGAGCCAGACCGCCAGCGCUAUGGCCGGUUGGAACGCCUACAUCGACAACCUCAUGGCGGACGGGACCUGUCAGGACGCGGCCAUAGUCGGCUAUAAGGACUCGCCCUCGGUCUGGGCCGCCGUACCCGGGAAAAGCUUCGCCAAUAUUACGGCAGCUGAAGUAGGUGUAUUGGUUGGCAAAGAUCGUUCAAGUUUUUUCGUAAAUGGGCUGACACUUGGGGGCCAGAAAUGUUCAGUGAUCAGGGAUUCGCUGCUGGUAGAUGGAGAGUACACCAUGGACCUUCGUACAAAGAGCACUGGAGGUGCUCCCACCUACAACAUCACUGUCACCAUGACUGCCAAGACGCUAGUCCUGCUGAUGGGGAAGGAAGGUAUCCAUGGGGGAAUGAUCAACAAGAAGUGUUAUGAAAUGGCUACCCACCUUCGACGCUCUCAAUACUGACCCUCCCUGCCCCCCUCCUUCCCCAACGCUUCAGCACCAUUUCCCUCAUUUGUUUUUUGGGCCAUUCCCCCACCCACUUGUUGCUGCCAAAACUACACCUGGGGGGGGGGCAGGCUGGAUGGACAGGCGAGCCCCACCCCCCCCUCCUUUUGAACCUCCUUCCUGUGUGUAGUUGGGAAGUUUUUUGUUUUGUUUUUGUUUUUUUUUGUUUGUUUUUUUUUUGUUUUUGAAAAAAAAAAUUUUCUGGAAACUUAUAUUGGAAUAUGAAUAAAAGAUUCUACUAAUAAA
Molecule: messenger RNA, 2168 nt
Organism: Monodelphis domestica (gray short-tailed opossum)
Lineage: Eukaryota; Metazoa; Chordata; Mammalia; Didelphimorphia; Didelphidae
Gene: PFN1
Product: profilin 1
Biological process (GO): positive regulation of actin filament bundle assembly; regulation of actin filament polymerization; actin cytoskeleton organization
Cellular component (GO): cytoplasm
Molecular function (GO): actin binding
Source: RefSeq, a predicted model, not a curated record